Microthlaspi erraticum is the source of this 467-nucleotide messenger RNA. The record is from the annotation of a GenBank genome assembly. Lineage: Eukaryota; Viridiplantae; Streptophyta; Magnoliopsida; Brassicales; Brassicaceae.
AUGAAUCUAAACAAAGAUCCCAAUAAUGGUAUCAGCCUUGAUCUCUCCUUGGGAAUCAAUGAUCCUCAAGAACAAGAUCCGGAUGAACAAGACGAGGAACCAGAUCCCAUGGAAGGACAAAGCAAGCUCAUGCAACUUUUGAGCUCAUCAAACGUUCAACCUUCUCUUCCUCCUCCUCAAUACUACAACAACAUCUCCGGGACGGCUUUUCCUCCGUCUCCACCGCUUGCAGUGCCUCUUCCGCCAAUUCCAUCGCCUUUUGGAUAUCCACCGUCAGGACAACUUCUUCAGCCUCCUCAAGCGAUCCAAGGUGGACCUGUGGCCGUGGAGACUCCUCGACAAGGAACAAGGUUAGGUCGGCCACCAGCUGGUCAUCAAGCACGUCGUAACUCAUCGAGAGCCGUGGUUGGGGUGGAAAGAAACGCCGGUGAAAAGGAGAUCGUACCACCGUAUCCAUGGGCCACGAC